Messenger RNA from Pyricularia oryzae 70-15, 1158 nucleotides. RefSeq lists its product as uncharacterized. The record is from RefSeq and is a predicted model, not a curated record. The coding region runs from base 159 to 545 and encodes 128 amino acids. Lineage: Eukaryota; Fungi; Ascomycota; Sordariomycetes; Magnaporthales; Pyriculariaceae. The transcript is spliced from 3 exons.
CCAUCUUAGCAAGCGGUCUAGAAUCCCUUGCACACGGUACUUCUCCUACAGUUGACCGGCAGCCAGGGGACUCGUGUGAUCAAGAAGCAAAAGAAGCAGCUCUGCAAUCAAGCUCGGGUAAUUUCAGGUCUCUGUUGAAGCUUGAGUAUUUGCGGCAAAUGUCACCACAGCAGGCUUUUGACUACAUGCACGUCCACGAUCAAAAAGACAAGAAGCUAUGGUAUGAUUUUGGCCCCGAACCGGAGGCCAAGAUUAGCGAGAAAGACUUUCGCAAGCAGUUUCGCCACAUGGAUUUCGACUCGGUCCUACAAUAUGUCGCUUUUCCCCGUAUAGAGCUCGGAAAAGAUGCCGAUGAAGGCGAAAACGAGACUGACGAGCUGCAUAGAGGACGGCAAGACACGAUUUCUCUCUUCAAGUGGUUGCGGGAAGAGGGUGUCAAGCAAAUUGUUCGUGUCAAGGUUGAUGACAUGGAGAUGCCCUGUCACAGCGACGAAGCUAUUGAAGAAGCCCUUGCUGGUUUUGAUGUCGAGGCCGCCCUUGACUGAAAACGCGAGGAUAUCGAAGUCACCACAGUCCAUCGCAUAGGCGACAACUCCGCGAGAUUCAUUUAUGUUGGGGCGGACGGAACGCCGUACUCCGAUCGUGGAGCGAGAAGGAAGAAGGACUUUGCAAGCUUCCUGCGCUAGAAAAGAACACUGUCAAACACAUCCGGGGCCUUGAAAGCGAAUCCCGGACAAAAACAACCCUGGAAUUCUUCCAGGCUCGGCUCAACGAGUCUUGGGUGACGGGAGGAACCGAAGACGGGCAAUUGACUGCCACAGGACCGAACGGUAGCACCAAACAAAAGACCAAGCCGAGACAAACUCCCACAGUUCACCUACCAAGGUCUAGCCAAACACGCACUCAGCAUCCAGAUCAUCUCGGCCAUACUAUCAACACGUCACAACCGUAAGAACGUCGGGUUGAUCCUCAUAAGUGGAUGCUUUAUAUGGAAGAGUUUGCAUUAUCGUUUCGUCAGAUUCGUGAACUUCCUCUAACGUCCACCAGUCGAGGACCGCGCCGCUCAUGGAAUCCUGCAAGAGCUUGAACACUCGAGAUAAUCCCUGGCGGUGCUCGUCAUUGAGGCAUAGGAUGAACCCCGCCCAUCCCUGAACUUGC